AACGGUAGGGUACAGGUGGUGAUACCCCCCAUCCAUAACCGUUGGAGAGUGGCUCACUGUGCAGUGUGCAGUCCCGGCAUCAGACGUCGCAGGCGCAUAACGCUUCCAAAGCUUCGGAGAGCUUGCAAUACGUGAUAGUGCGUUUUGGUGAUUGUUUUUUUAACUGCUUUAGUUGUUUUUCGUGGUAGCAGAGUAAUCGGGGCAGAUAGUAGUAACGGUUGGCUCCGCGCUCAAGUGUGGCAGACUGCAAGCAUGACGAGUGCCGGAGGCUGCGCUCUCGUGCUUAUCUUUUUGAUUGGGAGUGCAUCUGGUCAGGACUAUGAUGUAACAGACAUACAGUGUACAUUCGCAAGUACCGGCUCAGGGAUCCGUGACUCGGUCACAGCCUUACUUCGGAAGCCCGAGGGGUUUCGCGGAGCACCCCUAUUCGCUGACGAUAGAGCGACAGACCCCGUGGCUGACCCCAUGUGCCAGAUUCGUCCUGAACCGGAGGACCCCACAGGAUUACUCUAUAGAUUACGGAUCGCCGACUUUACAAAAUGUGGAGUGCUAAAACGGAAUGGCUUCGUUCACGUCCGUGUAUGGUUCCCUCAAUUCCCCGGAGUAGUGAUGCAGUCAGAUCAAGAGCUGAUCAUCAUGUGCAAGCCGCCAGAGCCAACUAUCAUAGAGAACAAAGCUGCAGGAUUUGCCGGUAGUUUUCCACACGGUGCCCGCGUAUCAGGGGUGGUUGAAGAGACUCCUGGCAGGCUGGAGUAUGAAGUAGCGUUGUACAAAGAGGCACCACCUCUAUCCCGACACUCCAAUCACUCAGUAGACAUGCCUGUCGACCAGGCAGUUCCGAUUGGUACAAAGCUCCAACUACGCGCGCGCAUUAAUCCUGAUUCGGCAUGGAGGCACAUAAAGCUAUUAGAAGUAGCUGUGUCCCCAGACCCAGAUAGACCUCACGCAGCCGGCGCUGUCUUAUUGGUUAAGGAUGGAUGUCGCAACCGAGACUUCGCGUCAAUCAUCCCCCACCAGCCAGCGCGUUACCGAGAGCGGCAUAACGAGGUCUUUUUGGAUUUCGAAGCUUUUCUCCUAGCGUCAAUGAAAGAACGGUCUACUCUAUGGAUACACUCCCAGAUUAAGGCUUGCAUGGAACCAGCUGACUGUCAACCGGACUACUGUCUGGAUUUGUACGAAACUUCAGGUCAUGGUCGUCGCAAAAGAUCGCUAGCGGGUGCAGUGGAACACAAUAUAACCAGCGCCUCACUGGUCGCUGACAAUGGAAGUACACCGUUCACUCGCUUCAAAGAGAAUCUUGAAUAUUCAGUAAUUAUGCCGGGAGAACUCUUCCAUAGAACACCGAUAGAGGCAACCUGUGCGACAUCUAUGAUGAUAUCUGUGGCACUAGGCACUCUGCUGUUUAUGUCCGCAUUGCUGAUGUGCUACCUCGCAACAAAAUUAAAUUCAACAAUGAUGAAAAACAGCAGCCUACCGACUAGAGGAAAAGGCUUCGAGCAGAUUUUACGAGAAUUGGCUCACCAUUCGAUCCCCGACACGGGAUAUACGGGACGGCCUACUGUGCAAUGAUAAAAUAAAAUGAGUGUACCUAUACCUCGUGAUACGUGCUACAGAAUGUUACUUUAUAAGGAUCAAAUCCAAAUACGUAGCAUAGAGAUAGAAAUAGUUUUAAGAAAUGCGGCCUAAUCCAUUAUUUCAUUCUUCUCACUUAAAGUAUUAAAAACAAAAUGAACCUCAGCCCGUUUUAACUAAAGACAUUAAUAUGUUGACAAAGACAAGUAAAGUAAAUUGUCUUCGUUGUAAUGAAGACACUGAGGCUUUAGUUAAAUGGUGAACUAACUAGUUUUAAAUUUUGAUUUAUUUGCAUACACGCGAUUUAUAUAUGAGAUAUAUUUAUAUGUAUUAAUACAUACUUUGUCAAACGCGUUCAAAAAACUAUUAUUAUUGCCCAAAAACAAGUUUAAAUAUAGCCCAUCAGUAUUACUUAUUCAUAAAAUUUUAUAAAAAAAAUUAUAACAUACUGUUACCUAUAAAUAUAAAUAAAUAUAACAAACCGCGUGGCUGGAAUCUAUAUAAAACCUUUACGAUUUGAGACUAUUAAUAAUUUAAUAGAAGUUUGAAAUUUAGAUGUAUUAAUAUCUACACAACUUGUAAUUUUGUAGAAGAAAUACAGUAAAAUUUCCAAACAAUAAGCUUGGAACAUUUAAAUUAAGUUAAUAAGUAAUUUCUUAAGAUUGGUAGUAUAAAAAGUUACUUUAUUUUGAUUAAGUAUUUAUUUAAAUAAGUUUAUCUUAUUCUUAUGACUGAAAAAUCAGAAGCGACCAUAUGGUUCAAAUAAUUUUUUUCAGUCAUGACAAUGUUUUACGUUUUUGGAACGUUUAUAGAUUUAGCUGUAGCCUGUAAGUAGGCAAUGGCGCCACAUAGUUUAUUAUCAAAUAUUUGUAUUUUGAUUUUAAAUACUAAUAAAACUCUAAAAA
Molecule: messenger RNA, 2477 nt
Organism: Pieris rapae (cabbage white)
Lineage: Eukaryota; Metazoa; Arthropoda; Insecta; Lepidoptera; Pieridae
Exons: 9
Coding region: 253-1569 (438 amino acids)
Source: RefSeq, a predicted model, not a curated record